UAGUUUAGCCCUGUAGACAGAGCGAGCGAGAGAGCUAGGGAGGGAGUGCGCACGGACAGUGUUGCGAUUACUGUCAGCAAUGUAACAGUUCAGUCAUCAAUGGACAGAGUACACGUCGCCUACAGACAGUAGUCUAGCGUCUUCCAAUUUACUUUUAUUUCCGUUAUGAAACGGAGAGAAGUAUAAUUAAAUCCUGCUACUAUACCUAGUUUCGUUUUCAUCGUUUAUAUGAGAAAUUGAGAAUGGACACAAUGUUGUAUUAGUGCGUUCUAUUGAUUAUACUCCAAUAGGAUUCCUAUUUGUCGAGUAAGAUUUGUUUUUAUCUCAAACCUAAAUGGAGUAUUGGAGGCAGUGCGCAUUAUGGCUGAUCAACUGCAAGGUGCUUCCACCCGACCAUCGGGUAACAUGGGAUUCUGCUCAGGUAUUCGACCUGGCUCAGACCCUCCGAGAUGGAGUGCUCCUGUGUCAACUUCUCAACAACCUCCGACCCCAGUCCAUCAACCUCAAAGAGAUCAACCUCCGACCUCAGAUGUCACAGUUCCUGUGCUUGAGGAACAUCCGGACGUUCCUCGCUGCGUGCUGUGAGACAUUUGGCAUGAAGAAGACUGAACUCUUUGAGGCCUUCGACUUGUUUGAUGUGCGGGACUUUGGAAAGGUUAUGGACACAUUGUCCAAACUGUCCAGCACAACGAUUUCAGAACAAACUGGUAUAAAGCCUUUUCCUUCAGAGGAGAGUCUAGAAGAAGACGAAGACAUCUAUAGCCAUCUGGUGGAUCUGAUUGAUGAGAAAGCUGUGGAGGAUGAAGAGGAUCUGUAUGACUGUGUCUACGAUGAUGAAGAUGGUGAUGAGAUCUACGAAGAUCUGAUGAAGGCUGAGGCUGUUCCUCCUCCUCUGAAGCAGGUAGAGACAGACAUAAGGAGCUGCUGUCUGACAGAGAUCAAUCAGACUGAGGAGAAGUACACAGAGACUCUGGACUCCAUAGAGAAGUAUUUUAUGGCACCUCUUACCACCUUCCUGUCCUCGGAGGAGAUGGAGAAAGUGUUUGUCAACAUUCCGGCUCUGGUUAAAGUUCACAAGACUCUGAAUGUGGCGAUACAAGACUCUGUCUGCCAUAGAAGUGCCCAGAACCUCUACCAGAUCUUCAUUAACUACAAAGAGAGGUUGCUAAUAUAUGGGAAAUACUGUAGCCAUGUAGAAACGGCCAUCAUUGCUUUGGAUGUCAUCUGCAAAGACAGGGAAGAUGUCCGAAUGAAGCUGGAGGAAUGUGCAAAGAGAGCCAACCAUGGCAAGUUUACACUGAGAGAUCUGCUGGUUGUCCCGAUGCAGCGGGUACUGAAGUAUCCCCUUCUUCUACAGGAAUUAGUGAAACACACUCACGACGCAGGUGACAAGAGCAAUUUGCGGAUGGCCCUGGAUGCCAUAAAGGACCUGGCCCAGUACAUCAAUGAAGUGAAGAGAGACAACGAAACCCUGAGAGACAUAGCCCAGUAUCAGAAAUCCAUUGAAAACCUUAAUCAGCCUCUUAGUGUGUAUGGCAGACCGAAAGGAGAUGGAGAGGUACGCUUCGCCUCCGGCGACAAACGUGCCAAACAGGACCGGCACAUCUUCCUGUUCGAUGCAGCUGUGAUCCUCUGUAAGAGGAGAGGAGACAACUACGAGAUGAAGGAGGUGAUCACCCUGUAUCACUUCAAGAUCACUAACAACCCCACGUCAGACAAGGAGACCAGAAAGUGGUCCUAUGGGCUCUACCUAGCACACGACCAGGGGCAGAGCGGCUUCGAGUUCUUCUUCAAGACCAAGGAGCUGAGGAAGAAGUGGCUGGAGCAGUUUGGCAUGGCCAUAUCCAACAUCCGUCCAGAGAACGGCACCAGUAACUCCCACGAGUUCAAGAUGCACACCUUCGACAGAAUCACAUCCUGUAGCUACUGCCACAUGCUGCUAAGGGGCAUCUUUAACCAGGGGUACCUGUGCUCCAAGUGUGGUAUUGGAGCCCAUAAGGAAUGUCUGGGGAGGUUUGGUAGCUGUGGAAAAACAGAUCCGGGCGCCUUGAAAACACAGGAAAAACCCGUGCACGGAGGGCGCUCAGAUCCAGGUCUACCUAAGAUGUUGGUGACCAGGAACUAUUUCGGCGUGCCCAGUCCCAUGUGUGGUCCGCCCCUCAACAUUCAGCAAGGUGACAUCAUCGAGCUCGUCUGUGCUGAUCUACACAGCACUUGGUGGCAGGGCAAAAUCGUGAAAACAAGAGAAGUUGGCUUCUUUCCAAGCAGUGCCGUGAAGCCGUGCCCAUGUGUCCCUAAACCUGUCGACUACUCCACACAACCCUGGUUUGCUGGGCCCAUGGAGAGACUGCAGGCUGAGGCAGAGCUGAUUAGCAGAGGCAACAGCACUUACCUGGUCCGCCACCGGAGCCGCGAGCUCACAGAGUACGCCAUCAGCAUCAAGUACAGCAACGACGUGAAGCACAUCAAGAUCCUGAACAGGGACGGCUGCUUUCACAUCGCAGAGAACAACAAGUUCGGGAGUAUAUUAGAACUGAUUGAGUACUAUCAACAUUACUCCCUGAGGGAAGGCUUCCGAAGCCUGGACACCACACUGCAGUUCCCCUACAGAGAGCAGGAGAGCCCCGCUGCUAUGCUCUGCACCAACAAACCUGGAGGAAAGAUGUUCACCCCUAAGGUGAUAGGUGUGGCGAAAGCCCGCUAUGACUUCAGCUCCAGGGACACCAGAGAGCUGUCUCUACAGGAGGGAGACGUGGUUAAAAUCUACACCAAGUCAGGAGCCAAUGGCUGGUGGAGGGGAGAGGUCAACGGCAGGGUGGGCUGGUUUCCAUCUACCUACGUGGAGGAAGGAGAGGAAUGAGUCAUGGAGAAAAGAGGAAAAUACAGAGAGACGGAGAGACCGACAGAGUGAACCGAUUGGCUGUUCGGCCUGAACUGGACAUUCUAUGGCUUAUCUGAUUGCUCGCUGAGAACUUGACAUUCUAUGGUUGACCCUCCUAUUGGCUGUUGCCUCAAUAACGACCCAGAAUCCUCCUGGGAGAAUAGAGGGUUCCUCGAUGGAAUAGUGACUGGUUGUCUCUGGUCUGCCUCUUCAACAGACCAGCAGCUUGGCUGUCAGCAUGGGAAGGACCUUUGCAAGAACCAAGAUCCCUACUUCCGUCAAUCCCUCUCCCCUAACUCAGCUACUGCAGGUUGUCUCUUAAAUGCCGCACAUCCGUUCAUCCAUCCAUCCAUCCAUCUGCACCACUCAGGAUAUAGCUAAGACUGUCUAAAAGGAAAGAGAAAAGAGAGAGCGAGAGAAGAGACUGAGAGAGGAGGCAGGGAUUUGCCACACCGCAGGGCUUUGUCUGUCCUGACCUUGCCUGUGUUGCUCUGUUCCACUUACCUUGGUGAUUAUUGAUGACUUGAUGCAGCGGCAUCCCCAUACACACACACACACACACACACAUACACGGCUGGAAACGCUGUCAUGAAACACCUCCCAAACCACUCCCCACAGAUUACAAUAACUGAACACAACACACAUUCUCCCCUACAAACCUCACGGUGUUGUGUUGUCUUUGCUAUUAGCCUCCCCAUGUUCUCAACUCUCCAGCUGUUCAGCAGGCUGGGUACGGGGCUGUCGCUGUGUGUUGAUUUGAUAGGGGUCUGGCUGGUUUCUGAGGGAACAAGCUAGUGUUGCCAUGCUACCCUACGACUCUCUCUCUCAAUUCAAUUCAAUUCAAGGGGCUUUAUUGACUUGGGAAACAUAUGUUAACAUUGCCAAAGUAAGUGAGGUAGAUAAUAUACAAAAGUGAAAUAAACAAUAAACAGUAAACAUUACACUCACAGAAGUUCCAAA
This is a messenger RNA of Oncorhynchus mykiss (rainbow trout), 3841 nucleotides long. RefSeq names its product guanine nucleotide exchange factor VAV3. Gene Ontology annotation, cellular component: plasma membrane; cytoplasm. Gene Ontology annotation, molecular function: protein binding; guanyl-nucleotide exchange factor activity. NCBI's taxonomy places the organism in Eukaryota, Metazoa, Chordata, Actinopteri, Salmoniformes, Salmonidae. The record is from RefSeq and is a predicted model, not a curated record. Gene Ontology annotation, biological process: regulation of GTPase activity; cell migration; intracellular signal transduction.